This is a messenger RNA of Equus caballus (horse), 1384 nucleotides long. It is a transcript of the gene SULT1C3, whose product is annotated as sulfotransferase family 1C member 3. Gene Ontology annotation, cellular component: cytoplasm. Gene Ontology annotation, biological process: sulfation. Gene Ontology annotation, molecular function: sulfotransferase activity. Lineage: Eukaryota; Metazoa; Chordata; Mammalia; Perissodactyla; Equidae. The record is from RefSeq and is a predicted model, not a curated record.
UUAAGCAUUUAGGUGUAAGCUGAUCCCUGACCUGCCUUAAGCAGGUCCUAUAUCAAGGGAAUUAAUUAGGAUUAAUGUAAGAACUGCUCUCACGUCUAGGGCUCCGGAACUCACGAAGUACCCUGGAGGAAGCCUCUAAACAGCACGGUCAAGCGUCAACUAACAGAAAGCAAAGAGCAAGGUCUUUAAAACCACUCGCCUGGAAUCGCCACCUGUCAAGUAAGUCUACAUAGAAAGAUGUCCUUGGAGAAAAUGAAAGAUCUCUGCCUGGAGGAAAAAUACCUUCAACCAGAAACCAAAGAAGUGAAUGGAGUCCUCAUGACCAAGAUAAUAAGUGAUAAUUGGGACAAAAUCUGGAAUUUCCAAGCAAAACCUGAUGAUCUCCUCAUUGCAACCUAUGCAAAGGCAGGCACAACCUGGACACAGGAGAUUGUGGACAUGAUCCAAAAUGAUGGGGAUGUGCAGAAGUGCCAACGGGCUAACACCUUUGACCGACACCCUUUCAUUGAGUGGACUCUACCCCCACCCGGCCACUCAGGUCUCGAUCUGGCCAGUAAAAUGCCCUCUCCUAGAACUCUGAAGACUCAUCUGCCUGUUCAGAUGCUACCACCUUCCUUCUGGAAAGAAAAUUCAAAGAUUAUCUACGUGGCAAGAAAUGCCAAAGACUGUCUGGUGUCCUACUACCAUUUCUCAAGAAUGAAUAAAAUGGUGCCUGACCCUGGUACAUGGGAGGAAUAUGUUGAGACAUUCAAAGCUGGGAAAGUCCUGUGGGGCUCCUGGUAUGACCAUGUAAAGGGAUGGUGGGAUGUGAAAGACCAGCACCACAUUCUCUACCUCUUCUACGAGGACAUGAAGGAGGACCCAAGGCGGGAAAUUCAGAAGAUAUUGAAGUUCCUAGAGAAAGACAUACCAGAGGAAGUUCUGGAUAAAAUCAUCUAUCACACCUCAUUUGAUGUAAUGAAGCAAAACCCAAUGGCCAACUACACCACCUUGCCUACCAGCAUCAUGGACCACUCUAUCUCCCCUUUUAUGAGGAAAGGGAUGCCUGGGGACUGGAAGAACCACUUUACUGUGGCUCAGAAUGAGGAAUUUGACAAGGACUACCAGAAGAAGAUGGCGGGAAGCACCCUGAUCUUCCGCACAGAGAUCUGAGGACAACUGGUCAGGACUUCCCUACUAGGUUUUAGACAUUCGAGACUCAUAAUCAAGGAUUCUUAAGAUAAUGACACCCUUCCUCUAAUCCUAAACUUUUCUACACUAUCUGUAGAUCCUAUGACACUAUAAUAGCUUCAUCAAAAUGUAAUCAAAUCCAGGGGCCAGCCCAGUGGUGCAGUGGUUAAGUUUGCAUGUUCUGCUUCAGUGGCCUAGGGUUCACUGGUUCAGA